Molecule: messenger RNA, 5541 nt
Organism: Penicillium brevicompactum
Lineage: Eukaryota; Fungi; Ascomycota; Eurotiomycetes; Eurotiales; Aspergillaceae
Exons: 4
Coding region: 1-5541 (1846 amino acids)
Biological process (GO): transcription initiation at RNA polymerase III promoter; 5S class rRNA transcription by RNA polymerase III
Cellular component (GO): transcription factor TFIIIC complex
Molecular function (GO): DNA binding
Source: RefSeq, a predicted model, not a curated record
AUGUCAGGCUUACAGCAUCUCAUUGAUUUCGUGCUGAAUGAAGUCGCGCUCUGCGGCGAUCAAGGAGCGCAACUCUCAGAUAUCUUGCAAAAUAUUGAUGAAUUCUAUCGCACUCAACAGCAGGAUCGCGAAUCUCCAUCCCAAGUCAUUGAUCGUCGUUUCAAAACUAAGGUCUGGGCCUGGCUCGUGAGAAAUCCGGAGGUGUCAGUGGGCGAGAAUAAUCAAUGGAACCACUUGACACUCGAUGAAGCAGAGAAGAUCUCAUCCAAGGCGACCAAUGACGGAAAGGAUAGCAGCAACCACGACACGGACUCCAAAUCUGCCCCAUCCUCACUUCGCAUUUUCGUCUCAAAAGAACGAACCUGGCGUGCUGUCGCUGGCCACGCGCCAGAUGAUUCUAAAGUGGUGCCCCUAGAGUUUGCCUUGCUGUCCAUUAUUGCCUCGUGCAAGUCGAAGGGUAUCGCGCAGCCAGAUCUGGUGAAACUCAGUGGCCAAGACAAGCGAUCUGUUCCUAAGCGCACGGAUGCAUUGCAUCGAAAGGGAUACAUUGACAAGCGUCCCAUCCAAACAAAAACUGCUCGCACAAGUCUCUGCACUCUCCAAAGAUUCCGCCAUUCAACGGCCCAGACAACGGCCGACCAACCGAAAGAUGGAGGUCAACCAGCAGGAGACGAAGCGCAAUCCGCGAACAUGAUUGAUUUCGAUAGCUUCAACAACAAGCUUUUUGACAUUCUCCGAGAGCAUCAGAUCAUCGCUCGCGAAGACCUCAAAAGAAAGCUGGGGUUCAAGGACAAAUGGCGCUGGAAAGUUCUAUCUCGUGCAGUCCGAAAAUGGGAACGCAUUGGAGUAGUGAAGCGUAUCAGGGCGGAAUCGCAGUACGAGAAACUGCAUCCUUGCAUCAAACUUGAGCGAGAUCCCACUGCAACAGACCUUCAGCUGUUCCACGAAUUUGAUUUCGAGGUCUUGAGUAAACACGGAGUGGAAAAGGCGGGAUCAGCGAUCCCCAUCGACAGGCAACAAGAAGAAGGGGGCUUUGAAGCUCCGCUCAAUGGCUCGUCAGGUCCCGAUGAGGGCAAUUUUGACAUGAGCAAAGGACAAACCGGGCCUACCAAGCGGAUCGUGCCAUCUUGGACGCCGGAUCGAAACCUCAACAACCAGCUGUUUGACGUAAUUAACGCGACAGGCACUACCGGCAUCACAAACAUGAAACUUAUGCGCGUUUGUUUCGGCCUUUACUUCAAGCGACCUGCCGAAAAUUUGGUUCAUCGGUUGGUUGAUUUGUGGCAAGUGGCUCAGCCACUCCAUUUGCGCCAUUACGCGGUCGUUCGAGACAUGGCAAUGGAGAGAACUGUCAUGUUUUACGUCCACUACUCAGCGAAAAACUUCGCAAAGAUCGUUGAAAGCGGCAAUGCAUCGUGGGAGGCAGUUGAGUUCCCCGAAAAGAAGGCAAAGACACUCAAAAUCAAUCUACCUCCCUGGGGCGCUGUCCCUGAACUCGACGAAUAUGGUUUCCCGAUCAAUGCUACCCCCAAAUCUUUGCUGAAGAACCCCAAUGCGACUUUACGUGACGGGAUAGCCGCUGCCAAACCCGCUGAUUACAAGCUUUCUUCGAGCGAUCCUUUUGUGAUUCGACUUCCAGAUGGCCAAUAUGCGGUUCGAAGACGUCGGGACAAGCUUCCAGCUGGCGCGAAGCAGAUGCAGAUUCCCCGAAAGGCUGUAGGUCCACCUACGGGUCGACCCAAAGGAAGACCUACUCUCGCAAUGUUGGCACAGCGCAAGAAGGAUGCCGAGGCAGCAAAAUCAAGGGGAAAUGAGCCUGAAAAACGCCCACAUGAACCAAUCAUAGCUGAGUCGCAGGCCGAGGACGAAAAUGAAGAAUCUCCACCACCACGCAAGAAAGUCAAGAGAAAGCACCUGGAUCUACAAGGAUUAUCCAGAAAGGAGAAGCUCGAAGCACUUGGUAUGGAUGAGAACUGGACCGAGUACAACGCUCUUCUUAUGGACAAGCCCGGCCCUGGGGUCUAUGUCACCCCAGAAGGCCGAAGAAGACCUGUGGGCAAAGCACGUGGCCGCCCCAGGAAGAGUAGAAUCGCAGUCUUCAAGUCAUCAAAGUUGUCUUCACUCCCUUGGUUUGUCAAAGACAAAGACGAUUCAGACAACGAAGAAAUCAACAAUGAUGAUACCAUGACUAUUGCAGAAUUUAUGGCGUCUCGAACCGCGCGGGACCCCAAGACUCCGGGUCCAGCAAAGAGACCAUACCCCGAGGAAAGCUCUGCAGCUCCGGCCACUUCCUCGGUGCCCCACUCGGUUGGGGUGAAACUUGAAAGGUCCUCUAAGAGGCCAUGCCUCGACGUGCCACGAGAGGAAGGUAACAUUGAGCCUUUGAAUGCAAGCACGGCGGCAGUGUCUGAGAUAGUGCCCGCAGCAAAUCAGGAAGCUUCUCAGGAUGCGACCACCCCGCAUCAUCGCGACAAGAGCCUCAGCGUUCAUUCACUUCAAGAUGAGAACGAUCAAACACCAUCUAAGCGACGUCGAAUUGAGUCACCAUCGCAUCUAGUGAGCUCGCACAACAAACAAGCCCCGACAGCUUCUGCUCGCAUCAAACCUCCGCGACCAACACUCUCUCGACGUAUACCUCGAGGCCUUCGUGGUAGGGAUCUUACUGAAGAAGAGAAACAGUUACUAGGGGCUCCGAAGCCUCUGAUUGAGCGAGGUGGAUCCAUUAGUCUUCUUCGGAGGAAAGUCCUUAUGGAAAUCAUGGAUCAAGCAGGGGGCGCUUACCCAGGCGGUGCAGUGAUCUGGUACCCUUUCGUCACCCUAUGGAUGAAGAAGGGAAACAAAGAAAAGCCAGACAUGAAGACUGUCAAGAAUGCUUGUAAACAGCUCAUUGAUGCCGGGCACCUUCGACAAUUGACCUUCAGUGGACGGGACAGCAAGGGAGCCAUGGUCACAAAAACGCUGCUGUACAAGCCCGAUAUCUCUCCAGAUGACCCAGUGGUGAAGGAGAUGCAGAAGAAAUACCUUGCCAUGGAUUCUCAUGAGCCGCGGCCUGGAUUCUGCGACAAAGUCGAAAUCGACCGCUUAUUGACACGAAGCAGCGGUCGACCACACGGUGACCCGCCACGACGCCAGAAGUUUAUGUUCCCUGUGGAACAAGGAGUUCAUGUCAAUCUACAGCAAAAACCUGCUUCUAUUCGCAACGAAGAGAAAAGGAAGACCGAUUCAAUUAAGAAUAGGUUCCUGAAAGGUCUUCAGAUCAAACAACGGAUUGAAGAACGACUUGCUGCCCGCAUCGCUGCCGCGGAGAAACAGGAGCUUAGUGUACCUGGAGUCCUGCGACUCAUGACGCUGGCCCGUCCUCCGGCUCUAGACACCCAUGCAGUGGGGCAAACUUCGAUCAUGCGACCAUAUGUUAGCGCCAAAAAGCGCGAGCCUCGCAAGCUUCGAAACCCCGUGGUUCGUGCCAACCGGAUGACGAAACCAAUUUCUUCCAUUGGACCGUACGCUAUGUUGAUGAGACCACCACAGCAUUUCCAUUUGGCCACUGGUACCUUUUCUACAGGAUCAUGCGCGCCCAGGAAGAAGUCGCGAUAUGUGCAGCCAAUCGUUAACCUCGGUGUAUAUGUUGAUGAACUCAAUAGACUGGCACACGAUGGUGAAGUUGGUCCCAAGACGACCAGACUUCCACACGGAGAGUUCAGCUCGAGGGCCGACAAAAUUCUCAGAUGGGAACUUGAGCAUGAGAAUGUCUUCGAGAGAGACCUUCAUGACCAGCCGUUCAUUGACCAAACAGUGGAAGACGUGUUCGAAACCGCGCCAAUCGACGGUGACAUUAUCUUUGCGGCCGAACUGCACCCCCGCUCGAGGACUUUCAUGAAACACACCACCAAACAUGGUGAGGUACCGCAUGAGGAGCAACUUGUAUCCAUGUCUGAACCCGAGCCCGAGCCCGAGCCCAUUCCCGAAGUGGUAGCGACUCCAAAGAAGACAAAGAAGUCCAGACAGCGGAGAGCACUCCCCAACGUGGAUCGUCGGCUGGACAAGCUUGAUGGGCCUUCUGCUGCUACUGGCUCGCCUGAGAAGAACGUUCAGUCCACGCCUCGCCAGCGCUUCCGCCGGACAAGAUUUGUGCGCCCACUUUCCGACGAACUCGUUCGCAAUAUCAUGAUCGCUAUCAUUGCCGUUCGAGUACUUGCAGGUGGCGCUGAGUCAAGAGUGAUUGACUGGCAACUGGUGGCCAAGGCUUUCCCAGACCAAGAUUCAACUCUCAUCGACAGCCGAGCGCGUCAAGUUCUCAACAAAAAUCGUUUGCAAAUGGCAAAAAUGCAGCGAGAUUUCCAGGAAAAAUUCCUCGAAGCCUACGCCAAGGACGAGGUUCCUCGCCUGGAUUACUAUGACCUUGAGUCCUACGACUGGCCCGCCGUCGUUGAAUGGGCUAGCACUCACCUUGAGGUGUCUCCUACAGAACGUGUGCCGGAUCUUCCUGCUACACGGGAACAAUUUGACAGCCUCUUUGAACUGCGUGUGGAACCUCUGACGGCAGGAGAUGAGCUCUUCCAGGCUGUGCACGGUGUUACUAUCAACAAAAAGCGUAGCCUGAUGGCUCAGAAUCCGUUCGCCAUAUCCUUGGAGGACCCCACACCUAAACCGAGCCAUCGGAAGCAAGAAUUGGAGCAGCUCGACAAUGCAAAGACUUGGGUUCGCGCAAAUAUCAUCACACCAGAAAAGACCUAUCGACCCAAUGAGGCCAAUGAUGUACUGCAGCUCUUCGGGGAGAAGCUCAUCUCACAGGCAACCCAGAUGCUGAUUAACGAACGUGUGAUUGGAGCAAUGAACAAAGGCCGCAUUACACCGGGCCGCAACUUUGAUGUCUCAGAGACCUUUAUGCAAACAUUGAGUCGCAAACGCGGCAUCGACAGUACGCAGCUCCGGCAGGCCUCCAAAUUCAAGUGCGAUGUCCUGGACCACGAGCUCCGAAAUACUGGCUCCUCAGAAGUCAGCUACAGUGCGGAGGAUGGUGAUAUUCUUUCUCUGAUUAACCUUCACGCUGCCGGUCACAUUCAGCUGCGGCCUCACGACGCCCCUCGCAACAAGUUUGGCCUCACAGUUGAUGGAGGAUAUCUCACUCGGCAAAUGGACAAGAGAGUUCUUCGUUUCCCUGUCAAGAUCACCCCCACUGAGAAAUAUUUCACCGGAAACCCUGUCCAAGCCAAGGCAGAGGCUGCUGUCCUUCCACCACCACCUUCAUCAUUGGGUCCAGGGCAUCCACCGAAGACCCCGCUCUGGUACGAUAUGAAUGGAGAAUUGGAGCCGCAUCUUUGGAACAUGGCCAUGGGUCCUAUCCUCGGAUGUCUGGUGAUGCGUCCUGGAAUCAACGCAAAGGUUCUUGCCGGCAUGAUCAAACCGAUUAUGGCAUCAUGGGAAGUCGCAAUUGUUUUGCAGUGGUUGAGCCAGGUGGGUGUUGUCAAGCCCAGUACCGAAGGAGAGCCAGAAAGCUGCGGAUGGAAGCUACAGGAGUCAUGGUGGAUGAUUCCCACUUGA